Messenger RNA from Verticillium dahliae VdLs.17, 285 nucleotides. Its product is annotated as ORM1 protein. Gene Ontology annotation, biological process: negative regulation of ceramide biosynthetic process; ceramide metabolic process; intracellular sphingolipid homeostasis. Gene Ontology annotation, cellular component: endoplasmic reticulum membrane. The transcript is spliced from 2 exons. The record is from RefSeq and is a predicted model, not a curated record. Bases 1 to 285 code for a protein of 94 amino acids. Lineage: Eukaryota; Fungi; Ascomycota; Sordariomycetes; Glomerellales; Plectosphaerellaceae.
AUGUUCCACUACGUCCGCGGCAUUCCCUUUGAGUUCAACGGCGGAGCCUUCGACAACCUCAACAUGUGGGAGCAGAUCGACGAUGGCGCCCAGUACACUCCCGCCAAGAAGUUUCUUCUCAGCGUUCCCAUCAUGCUCUUCCUGCUGAGCACCCACUACACACACUAUGAUCUCGCAUACUUUAUCAUUAAUUUCAUGGCCCUCUUGGCGGUUGUUAUUCCGAAGCUCCCCUUUAGCCACCGCAUGCGCGUCGGCCUCUUUCAGAGCAGCACGCCCGACGAGUAG